This is a messenger RNA of Colius striatus (speckled mousebird), 4560 nucleotides long. It is a transcript of the gene PUS10, whose product is annotated as pseudouridine synthase 10. Lineage: Eukaryota; Metazoa; Chordata; Aves; Coliiformes; Coliidae. The transcript has 18 exons. Bases 77 to 1678 code for a protein of 533 amino acids. Gene Ontology annotation, biological process: tRNA pseudouridine synthesis. Gene Ontology annotation, molecular function: RNA binding; pseudouridine synthase activity. The record is from RefSeq and is a predicted model, not a curated record.
GCAGCGGGCGGGGGCUGCGGGGCGGCUCUGGUCCCUGCGUUCGGGAAGCCCGGCUGUGGCAAUAUAAUUCUCCAGCAUGUCUUCGCUAACAGAAAAGGACAGACCAAUUGUUCAGCUCUUACUCAACACUGGCACUUGCCCACGAUGUAUUUUGAGGUUCUGCUGUGUGGGAUCACAGACGCUUUACAGACGCCCAUCCAAGGAUCUGAUGAAGGAUUUAAAAGAAUUUCUGAGAAACAAUCAAGAAAAGGAAGAUACAGUGUGUUUUGAUGUAGCUGAUCCACCUUGUAAGAGAAUCAGACUUGAACACACAGAAGGAGGUCCUGUUGAUCUGAACCACAAUGGAGCACUCCAGCAGAUUCCUUUGCUUGAUGAAGAAAACACUACGGUGGAGGACUCAGCUCUGAGGGUUUGCAAUGUGUGUUUGGGAAUUCUCCAGGAGUUCUGUGAGGCUGACUUUGUUAAAAAGGUGUGCCAAAAGGUUAAUUCUGCUGACUACCAGUUCACCAGUUUUGUGUUUUCUGUGUCCCUGCCCCCACAGCUCUCUGUCAGAGAGCGUGCUGCUUGGCUGCUGGUAAAACAGGCACUGGGAAAUCUGGGCCUUUCCUUGGCAAAGGAUGACAUUGUUCAGCUGAAAGAAGCUUAUAAGUGGAUUAUUCAUCCCCAGUUGUCUGAAGAGUUGGGUGUUCCUGCUGAUGGAAAGAGUUUGUUUGAAGUCAGCCUGGUCUUUGCUCACCCAGAAACAGACGAGGAGUGCCAUUUCCUAGCCACAGCCUGUCCAGACUGCUUCAAACCAGCCAAGAACAAACAGUCUGUUUUCACCAGAAUGGCAGUUAUAAAAGCCCUAGAGAAGAUAAAAGAAGAGGAUUUUCUCAAGCAUUUUCCAUGUCCUCCGAGUUCACCAAAGAACCUCUGUGUUGCUCUGGAAAUCCAGUGCAAUAAUGGUGCAGUUUUUGUGGCUGGAAGAUAUAACAAAUACUCUAGGAAUUUACCUCAAACUCCCUGGAUUAUUGAUGGGGAGAGGAAGCUGGAAUCUUCAGUGGAAGAACUGAUUUCGGAGCAUCUAAUGGCAGAAUUCAAGGCAGACAGCUUUAAUUUUUCUUCCUCUGGAAGAGAAGAUGUGGAUGUGAGAACACUAGGCAAUGGAAGGCCCUUUGCAAUUGAGCUUGUGAAUCCUCGUAGAAUACAUUUUACUGCUGAGGAAAUGAAGGGACUUCAGCAGACAAUUAAUAACUCUUCAGACAAAAUACAGGUUCGAGAUUUACAGCUUGUCACCAGAGAGGCAAUUGGUCGUAUGAAGGAAGGUGAAGAGGAAAAGACAAAGACCUACAGUGCCUUAAUAUGGACAGAUAAAGCCAUCCAGAAAGAAGAUAUUGCAUUUCUAGAUGAUAUCAAGGAACUAAAACUCGACCAGAAGACACCCCUCCGGGUUCUUCACAGAAGACCUUUAGCUGUAAGGUGUCGGAUCAUUCACACCAUGAAAUCCCAGUACAUAGAUGAGCAUCAUUUUCGCCUGCAGCUGAAGACUCAAGCAGGAACCUACAUUAAGGAAUUUGUGCACGGAGACUUUGGAAGGACAAAGCCCAAUAUUGGCUCCCUACUGAACAGAACUGCUGACAUUCUGGAGCUGGAUGUAGAGUCUGUUGAUGUGGACUGGCCGCCAACCUUGGAUAGUUAACUUGUCAAGUUGAAGAAGCAGCUCCUCUGGCAGCAGCUGGUUACUGAACACCCCAUGGUAUCACAGCGUGGUUGCAAACUAUUUCUGUAAAGCAUUUAGAUCACGUUGAUCUGCCCAAGAGUACUGUUACUCUGAAUUGACUUGAAGCAACUCUGGAACAGGCAGCAUUUGUUCAAUCUUAGCCAUCAUUUCUUUUCUUCUGUGCAUAAAGAGAUCUUGGUAAGGUAACAUGCUGGUAGUAUUUUUAGUAAAUAAGGGGGUAAGGUGUAAGUGAUGCACAGAGCAAAUACAUGAAACAAGGACCUUGGAGCACUGGAAGAAACAGCCCUCUCUCAAGCCAGAUCUUUAGUAACGUUUUUAUAGUGGAUGCUGCAGCUCUCUUGUAGCAUUGAGGUACCUGAAACCCAGUCCUAACUUUUUGUGAGCACUGCUCAGGAAAGACUUAUUUCCCGAAAGUGAGAGAGACUGUGAGAGCAGGACAGUGCCUGGAAAGCAGCUGUGCUUGCUCCCUGCAGACUGCCUUAUGGUCAGUGUCAGUUUUAGAAACAGGCACAUUUAGUUUCCCCGACAAAGUACUUUACAACGGGAAAACACGGUGUUCUGAGGAACACUUUGCACUUAAACCCAAGUUUUUCUUGUUUAAAAGCAUCAGCUAUGCUUCCUAGAAACAACAGUUGAGUUGAGCAGUUCUCUGGGGCCUCUUCAGGCUUAGGAUUUCCCCAGCUGAAUCACCAAAAGACUGGGAACUCCAGGCAGUGCUGCACAAUGGAAAUGAAAUGAAAAAUAGGAAUACCAAGAACCUGAAAGCGCAGGCAACUAUGAAAUUACCAAAGAAUGUUGGUAUUGAGUGAUACAAGAUGGUUUGUAGCAUAAUAACUUUUUUCUAGUGUCUAGCCUUGGCUGGAUGCCUGGAAGAGCUGAACAUUGCCUACAAACCAAACUGGAACAGGGGAGGACCUGAGUUUUUCCUCUUUGCUUGGGUGAUUUUAGGUGUUUCAUGCCAAGCACCACCUACAUUUUUGGCAAAAGCCACUGUUAUGCCUUUAUCAUGUUAAUCUGUAAGGAAGAUGCUUCUGCUUACCUGAAGUACAGGACAGAGUUAAACUAUCAACAAGAAAUUAAGGUUUGGAAUUGAAGAGCUCUUCAUUCAUUAAUGUUUCAGAAGAGGGUAAUAUCUGCCAAGACAAACCACUGACAGGGAAGAUCACUGAGAUGUAUUACCUUCAAUUUGGUGGUGCCAGGACCUCAGCAUGAUAACUUUAGCUGAAGGCACACAAAGACCCUGACACACAUAUUUCCAAGGUGCUCCUCAAAACUAAUCUCAAAAAAUUAGUCUAAAUAGGGGCUGUCAAAACUUGUCUCUCAGUUCGUUUUCCUAGUCCACCAUAACAUAAGUAUGGCAGUAGUUCAGAAGCUCCUGUUUUUCUACCACAAAAGUAACAGGACCAUGAUUCAGACAGCAAUAUUUUCUUUCGUUUUUCAUCUUGAAGUUCUUAUGAGCAAGAGAUUCCAGGAGCAGUUGUCUCAGAUAAUAAUCAGUACCCAGAAAGGAAGUGUCAUGAAUGGUGGAAAACUUAAGAAACUGAAUUCAGAAAACAAACAAAAGAGAAUUUCAGUCUCACAUCAAUAUGAUUUCUUGAAACUCAAAAGUAAGCUAAAUUAGGAUAAGUUCCAUAAACUACAGGGGGGAAAAAAAAGUAAACAAGACUGCACUGUGGCCAUGUGCAGGCCUGUUCCACAGGACAGCCAGAGCUAAGGCAGCAGGGGCAGAAAGAACUCCUGCUCCUGUAGUGCCAGGACUUGGGAGGCUCUCCCAGCACAGCUGAUUCUGCACAUCACACAUUAGCGUGACAACAGUGGAGAUCAUGUUAAGAAUCAAAGUGCAGAAAAACAAGGCUGUAAAGAUUACACCAAGUGCACCCAGCCUAUUCUCCAUACAAGGUAGAGAAGGCCAUCAACACUUCCUCAACUGCUUGUUUUUACAAUAAAUGUGAAGUAUCCAAAUGAGAGGGAGAAAAAAAGCUGAUGAUGCAAAUACCUCUACAGCUCUUCAGAUAGUUGUUGUUCAAAAAUGAUGUGGAAAUAUGAAAAUGAGAGAUGUAAUCUGGCUUUUUUAACUCUGUUUGAAGUCUGCAGUUUCUAACACAAAACAAACACUUUGAACUAUCAACUGUAAUGAAUAUUAAUGGUGUACUUCAGCCUUCAUGUUAUUUUUGAGAUUAAAAUACCUACUCAUGAGUACUCAAAUAGGAUGUUUGGUGAGAAUAAGAUUUCAUCUUGUUCAUUAGGCACAAGGGAGGGCAUUUUCUGGCAUGUUAAAAGCUAAAAAAUGAGGUCCAGGGUCCCUUAGCACCACCCUUCUUUGUACAGGAAGGGCUCAAAAACCUCGUUUCUCUGAACUGGUCACCCACAAAGCUGUUUUAGCAUCAGCUGACCUGAACCUGGAGAAAGCUGUACGAGUUGCACAGCUCUGAGUGUGAAAGCAUCUAUCCCCUCUGCCACAAAGAAAUUGCUGAAUGCAGCUGAACCCGGUCCCUGCACAUGCUACUUUGGGUUUCCUCCCAGCCAAAGGUAACUGCGAGCAGAAGAUAACUCUAAAGAGCCCCCAGGACAAGUAACCCAUAACCUACCUUCUCCCGUUUCUCUGGCUUUCCUGCGGUGAGGGCUGUGAUGAAUCUGGGAAGGUUGGGGAAGCUGUGUACUCAGUAUAACCAGUUUUUUUUAAUUACCAAACCGACUCGUUUACAAAGGAAAACAGAACUUUGAAAAUAUUUAAUUAUACAGUAAAAACAAAUUGUACUAUAAAGAGCUUUCUAUGAAGUGAGUAAAAUGUUUACAUUUACUAUACUUAAAAUUGAGAACUUCAAUAAAAGAACUGAAUA